CAAAAAUAAAUUGGAAACAUCAAAGAUCCGUUCCUUCUCUCAUCUCUCUCUCUGGGGGUCCUCUCUUCGAAAGUCGAAACUCUUAGACCUGGUUUUGGUUCCUAAGCCAAAGCCAGGGCCAGGUCGAGAAAGUUAGCAGAGCUUCACUUCCUCCACCGGAUCCCUUCGUUUCCAGCUGCUAUUACAAUCAAUUCAAUUGUUCUUGCCAACAUGAAUGACCUACUAUCGGAUUCCUUUGAGAUCCCUCGGGGUCAGGCUUCAAGGGAUGGGGAUAUUGAAUUAGGCACCCAAGCUCCUAUGAGAUCAGGAGACCUGGGAUUGGAUAAAUUCUUCAAACAGGUUCAAGUUAUUGAGAAAGAAAUUGAAAAGCUUAAUAAGCUAUUGGUAAAGCUCCAGAGUGCAAAUGAAGAGUCAAAAGCCGUGACAAAGGCUGCUUCCAUGAAAGGAAUCAAGCAGCGUAUGGAGAAAGACGUAGAUGAAGUUGGAAAAGUUGCUCGUCUAGUGAAGUCCAAAAUUGAAGAGCUUGACAAAGAUAAUAUGUCCAAUAGGCAGAAACCUGGAUGUGGAAAAGGAACUGGUGUAGACCGGUCUAGGAUGGCAACUACUAUUUCCUUGAAAAAAAAGUUCAAAGACAAGAUGUCUGAAUUUCAGACUCUAAGAGAAAACAUUCAUCAAGAAUAUCGGGACGUUGUUGAGAGAAGAGUUUUUACAGUAACCGGUGAAAGAGCUGACGAAGAGACAAUUGAUCGGCUAAUAGAGACUGGAGAUAGUGAACAAAUAUUUCAGAAAGCUAUUCAGGAGCAAGGACGUGGCCAGAUACUGGACACCUUGGCGGAAAUUCAAGAACGCCAUGAUGCAGUAAGAGAACUUGAGAGGAAGCUUCUUGAGCUGCAGCAGAUUUUCUUAGAUAUGGCGGUCUUGGUGGAAGCCCAAGGCGACAUGUUGGACAACAUAGAGACACAGGUUUCUAGUGCAGUUGACCACGUGCAAUCGGGAAACACUGCACUGCAAAAGGCAAAGAAGCUUCAGAAAAACUCCCGAAAAUGGAUGUGCAUAGCUAUUAUUAUGCUUCUUAUAAUCGUGGCUGUCAUUGUUGUGGGUGUUCUCAAGCCAUGGACCACCAAGAAUGGUGCUUAGUCAGGGAGGGGAGGGGCUUCUGUACUGUAAUAUAGUAGUUAUUUUGUUGAUAUCUUUUGAGAAUUUUGUGCCUUCUGUCCAAAGUUAUUACCAUAUUGUUUUGCUUGGUCCAGUUUUCCCCUCUUUGUUGUCAAAUUUUUCUGUUUCAAUCCCAGCUUCGGGUUUCUUUCUCAUGUGCCUAUUACAGUUGAGCAUUGUACCUGCUAUAUUUGAGAAUAUUUGUUAUUGGUUUGUUAUUAUUGU
This is a messenger RNA of Telopea speciosissima, 1380 nucleotides long. RefSeq names its product syntaxin-132-like. Gene Ontology annotation, cellular component: SNARE complex; plasma membrane; endomembrane system. Lineage: Eukaryota; Viridiplantae; Streptophyta; Magnoliopsida; Proteales; Proteaceae. The transcript has 14 exons. Gene Ontology annotation, biological process: exocytosis; vesicle fusion; intracellular protein transport. The record is from RefSeq and is a predicted model, not a curated record. Gene Ontology annotation, molecular function: SNARE binding; SNAP receptor activity. Bases 211 to 1137 code for a protein of 308 amino acids.